AAACACAUGGUUGGAAGAAUCGCGCGAAAGGGUCACUCAAAAUAAGUGUGUGACAGUUCUGCGCUUGCUACCUAGGAGGGUUAAUGCAAUAUCUUCGCUUGCAAUUAAAAAUCUACAUCAAAGUACAGCAUUGAACUAUGUAUAGACAGUGAACCCACUCGUACUAUUUAAACAACUUAGUUAAAGGUGUCCAGCUUUGUUUGUAAGGACGUAAAACCAGUUGAUAGUUAGCAGCUAACUUUAGCUGGCUAGCAUAAUCGUGCUAAUUCUAUUGUAACGCACUGGCUAGCUAGUUUAGCUACAGUUUAAGACGCCUGUUUUCUCCAAGCUCGCUCGAAAUCUGCAAUUGUAUUUAGAUACCUUGUUUAAAUAAAAUUGGAAGCUAACGGCAACUAGUUAGCUACCUAGCAAAGAGAUGGCGGAGAGACCGGAGGACCUUAAUUUACCCAACGCUGUUAUCACGCGUAUUAUCAAGGAGGCGUUACCAGAUGGUGUGAAUGUGUCAAAAGAGGCCAGACGAGCCAUUUCUCAAGCUGCCAGUGUUUUCGUCCUUUAUGCAACGUCUUGUGCAAACAACUUUGCCAUGAAAGCAAAGCGGAAAACUCUAAAUGCAACAGAUGUAAUGUCCGCAAUGGAGGAGAUGGAGUUUGAACGUUUCUUGCAGCCUCUACGUGAAUCUUUGGAGGCUUAUAAAAAGGGCCAGAAGGGGAAGAAGGAGGCCUCUGAACAAAAGCGCAAAGAUGCUAAGGAAAAAAAGAGCGACACCGGGGAGAAUGACAAGAGCAGGGAGGAUGAAGAAGAGGAGGAAGAGCGCAUGGAGGAAGACCAGGAAGCUGAGAAUGAUGUUGAAGAGGAAGAAGUUGAGAAUUGAAGACUUGACUUUCUAGUACUGAUCAAACCACUGAUGUGUAGUUAAAAGGCUCUGAUGGAGUAUUUCAGGCUCUGUUGGAGUACUUCAAAAUGCAAACUUUAAUGUGUUCAAGGCCCAGUGCAGUCAAUGUUUUCAUGAUAUUUCCACACUAUACGGUUGAAAAGACGCCAUGUUAAAUUUAGUCAAAUUUAUGAGGAUGCCAUUUUUGUUUGAGUGCUGGAAUUGCUCGCUUUUCGGGUGGGCAGGUACUCCCGGCCAGUCAGGUAUGAGUACUGACAAAACGUCCUUGGUUUCAUAAUGCCAACUCACACUGGGCGUUUUGUAUGCCAAAGGAAGCUCAGGGAAAUAUGUUAAUAUAUUUUAUAGUUAUAUUUAAAAAAUAAACAGUGAUUGGACAUGGAUUGUAACAAUCAAAUUAAUGACUGCAUUGGGACUUUUACAUGCUUAGCCUCUUCUACACAGCCUUCAGAUAGUUAUCCUUCAAGGUGAAUUAUUUCAUUGUAGGUUGCUUUCUACAAGCAUUCAAGUAGGAUGUUUGGAUGGAUGUAAUAUUUCUAUUCCGAUAUCUUCCAGCAACUUGCUCGCUUAGAACAAAGGGAGUUGAAUUUAGACCAACAUUUCUUCAUUUGCUGGAAUAAAGCACAGUUCAAACCUGAAUGGCCUUAAACCAUGGUAAAAUGCCAGAUUAAUAAGUUGUGUCAUGGAUGACAUGCUCUGAUGUAAUUCCAGUGACAUGUCACUUGUGUUUGGUAGGUCUGUCCACCCACUCAUGGCCUUCACUGAGCUUUAAAGGAUGUACUUCCUGUAUGUAUCCAUUUUGUUUUACAACAGUUUACAUCCCUGUCCUCAUUAGAAUGGCCCGUGUGAACUCUCCAUCCUUAGGAUUUGUGGUGCUUAGUCGUGACUCAGGCUUUGAUAUGAUUUGAUCAGUUUAGCAUUUAAGAGUUGGCUAAUUAGGAUGUAGUCAGCCAUGUGUUGCCUGUAACUCUGGCUGUGUCCUGAUCCAAAUGGGAAGUUACCAAAGUGAGCUUUUAUGUAGGUCACAUACUUUGUAGUUUACUUUUUGUACAGAUUAUCUAGACUACCAGCAGACCCAUCAGGGGGUUAAUGUGUACUUUUGUAGGGUGGGGACACUUUCAAUAAACAUUUUGUAUUAGCA
This is a messenger RNA of Esox lucius (northern pike), 2030 nucleotides long. It is a transcript of the gene pole3, whose product is annotated as polymerase (DNA directed), epsilon 3 (p17 subunit). The coding region runs from base 416 to 871 and encodes 151 amino acids. The record is from RefSeq and is a predicted model, not a curated record. Gene Ontology annotation, cellular component: epsilon DNA polymerase complex; CHRAC. Gene Ontology annotation, biological process: DNA damage response; leading strand elongation; heterochromatin formation. The transcript is spliced from 4 exons. Lineage: Eukaryota; Metazoa; Chordata; Actinopteri; Esociformes; Esocidae. Gene Ontology annotation, molecular function: protein heterodimerization activity; chromatin DNA binding.